CCCGUAUCAUGUAUAAAUUCCGAACACGUUUUCUUUCGCGUUCUCCUUCGCUUGUCUGAAUCGCUUGACACCAAGUACUGAAAAACAGCAGAAAUAUCACCACAAAUUCAACAAUCAUGGAUAAAUUUCGGGGGAGAAUUUUGCCUGAUUCGGUCGCGCAAAAGCUCGAAAGCCUGUGUGCUAUGGGUCAACUGGAUUUGGCAGAGCUGGACGAGAGAGCUUUCGACGCUCUGAAAGAACUCAACGAAGACGGAGCUCUUAGCGUGCUAGAACAAUUCGCAGGCAGCGACUUAUCUCACGUACAAAACAAGAGUGCUUUUCUCUGUGGCAUCAUGAAAACACAUCGCGAGAAACGACGACAAGAACAGAUGGGUUCCCAGCAGAAUACCGAACAAAACGAUCAGAUCCCCGCACAACAAGAUGUCCAAGGUGCACCGAAUGAAGAAAAGAUACGUGAACUACUCGAUAGAACUGGAUAUAGUUUGGAUAUAACCAUGGGACAGAGGAAGUAUGGCGGUCCACCUCCUGGUUGGGAAGGCUGUCCACCACCGACAGGACCAUCGGUAAGAUUUCUUAAAGGAUUUCAUUUUAUAUUUUCAAGGUUUGAAAAUGCCGAGUAAAAUUUGCCGCGUGAUGCAUUUUAUAUAUUAAUGCAUCGUCAUAGUUUCUGACCCCAUGUGCUUUUUGCUUGAUGUUAAGCGGUUCAGUGAGGGUAUUUUCUAUUAGGAAUAUUGUGAUCUAGAUUAAAUAAGGAAAGAUUAAAUCAAAAUUUUAGAAAAUAUGAGCAUUUUAUCCCUGAUUAUAAGUUCAGAUAUGUUCGUGGUCGCUGAGCUUCAUGCAUAAGUGGAGUGAUACCUUUGUCAAGAGUUCCGCUUUGCAUGUCAGCUAUGGAAGGGGGGGAGGGGGCUAGCAAAGAAUUUAUAUUUCUCUUACAUUUAGCCAUUUUUAUCCAGUGUGAAGUAGAAUUAUUGUUCCAGCAGGAAUUUACUCUGUUAGGGAGAGGGAGUGUUGAUUUUUUUCUGACCUAAUUGAAAGACCUCUCGUUUCUAACCUGAAGUCUUCUCCAUGCAGGGUUGCUGUCAGGUUUUUGUUGGCAAAGUCCCCCGUGACAUGUAUGAAGAUGAGCUGGUUCCUCCAUUUGAAAAGUAUGGUCGAAUUUACGACUUUCGUCUCAUGAUGGACCCGCACACUGGACAAAACAAAGGCUACGCUUUCUGUACUUUUGCAGAUCGCGAUUCAGCCCAAAGCGCGUGCAAAGGAUUGGACAACACCGAGAUCCGAAAGAACCGUCGUCUUGGUGUCUGCAUCUCCAUUGCCAAUGACAGACUGUUUGUUGGUUCCAUCCCAAAGACGAAGACCAAACAAGACAUCUUGGAUGAGUUCCGUCAGCAUACAGACAACCUCAAAGACGUGAUCGUGUACAUGUCUGCUGAAGAUAAGAACAAGAAUCGUGGUUUUGCAUUCCUCGAGUAUGAAACCCACAAAGCUGCUGCCCUUGCAAGACGUAGAUUGAUGAGUGGUCGAGUGAAAGUUUGGGGAAACAUCGUUCCAUCUGUUGAUUGGGCUGAUCCUCUUGAGGAACCCGAUUCAGAAACAAUGGCUAAGGUAAAUAUAAUUUUGUUAAAAUAAUGAGGGAAAUAAUUAUUGUAGGCUUUUACUAGCUUGGAUGAAAAAAGUACAGAAUAGCUUUGUUUUGAGAAUUUAAAAAAUUGUUUUGCUGUUGGUAUAUUGAUAUUUUUAAGAAGAUCAAUAUACCAACAGCCUUGAAAUUCUAUCAUGUAAAUGACAAAAAAUGUUGAGCUACUUCCAAGGAUUUUGUUGCACAGUGUGAAAUAUAUUUUUGCGACAGCUUUGUAUGAAUGUCCACAGUAUGUAUUGUUGGUUUCUUUUCAGGUUCGUGUUGUCCAUGUUCGAAAUGUGUCGCCAAACACCACUGAAGAGACUCUGAAGGGUACAUUCAGUGAAUAUGGUGAAGUCGAAAGAGUCAAAAAGUUAAAAAGUUAUGCAUUUAUCAACUUCAAAGAACGUGAGGCUGCACUGAAAGCGAUUGAUGAAAUGAAUGGCAAAACCAUAGACGGACUUGUUAUUGAUGUAUCAUUGGCUAAACCACCACAAAGCAGAGAAAAACGUCACGGACAGUCUGGUUUCGGGGCAUUAAAUGCCCCUGGGAAGCAACAGCUAGGCGGUGAUAUGAUGGGUCGUGGACGUGGUUAUAUGGGAGGACGUGGUGGUCCAAGAGGACGGGGACGUGGUGGCCCUAGAGGUGGCGGAUAUGGUGGUGGAUAUGGUGGUGGAUACAAUGAAGGGUAUGGUGGUGGAUAUGGUGAUGGUUAUGGUGGUGGUUAUGGAGGUGGUGAUAGUUAUGGAGGUGGUAAUGGUUAUGGUGGCGGAUACAACGAUAGUUAUGGUGGUGGUUAUGAUGAUAGUUACGGUGGUGGUUAUGGUGGAGGGUAUGGUGGAGGGUAUGAUGAUAGUUACGGUGGUGGUUAUGGUGGUGGAUAUGAUGAUGGCUAUGGUGGUAGUGGUGGUGGUGAUUAUGGUGGCGGUUAUGGUGGUGGUAGUCGUGGUGGUGGUCGUGGUGGUCCUCAGAGAGGUCGUGGUGGACCAGGUCCUAGAGGUGGUCCUCGUGGUCGCGGAGGUCCAGGUCCACGUGGUGGGCCACCUGGCCGAGGUGGAAGAGGAGGUCCAGGUCGCGGAGGUCCUGGUGGGCGUGGAGCUAGAGGUGGUCCCAGAGGAGGCCCCCGUGGUGGUGGUCCACAUGUUCAAGGAAAAAGAAAAUACGAUGGUGAAGGAGGUGGUGCAGGUACCGUCAGCUAUCCCGAGCCAAAGAGGCGAUUCAACCAAGCUGGAUCUCAACCAAUUGCACAGCAGCCACUGGAACAGAAUAACCAAGGUUAUGGUGGUGGUGGAUAUGACCAGAAUAACCAAUGGUACCAAGAUUCAUCCAAUUACCAGCAAUGGAGCUAAACUUCUAAAUCAUUUUACAUAAAUUCUGAAUUUUCUUGGUUUGGCUAAACGUUUCUGAAUUUCUACAAUCAGUUGUCUUAGCCAGUAUUUUAGUAAAGAUAAUUGACAUACCAUUUGGCUUGCUUUUUCUUAUGGAAAGUCCAAGUCGUACUGUUGAUGUUUUUAAUUUUAAAUCAUUUUAUUCUGGAAGCAAAACUUUCUACUUUCCGCUGUAUAUAAAAGCACCUGAGGAAUACUGACGUAAUUUUCAAGUACUGAAGAUGAACAAAAACGUUGAUGUUUUUCCUAUAAUUUUUAGCACUGUUUUAGUCUGAAUUUAUCAUGUGUAAAUAAUCAAAUUAUUGUCUUGUUUUGUGUGCCAAAAACUAAGGUCUUUGUCUGCUUUUCAUUUAAUUGUGUUUGCUUUAUUUUGCCUAACCAUUCUAGUAAAACUAAUAACAAUGUGUUUGCUAAUAAAUCAGACCACAUGUUAUGUGGUAUUUUAACAUAAAACAUCCAUCAGGUUUGAACUCCAUCAUCAGAUUAUUUUACAAGGUACAAUAUACAAAACCGUCACAACAUUCUAAUAAAAAUAUAUUGAAUGAAAACUAUUAAAACAAGUUGUUGCAAAUGUCAAUUGGUUUUUAAGUGAGAAAAAAUGAUACAGAAAAAAUAUAAAAAAUACCUAAAAAAGUUGACUAAAUGCUGCAACAGUGGGUAAGUAUGGUAAGUAUAGAUAUUAUUCUUCCUAAAUGUCUACAAUUAAUGUUAGUGUUGAUGAAAGAUAGUUUAGUCAAUAAUCCUGGUAAUAUACGUUUGCCCCGGAACUUCUUUUGUUGAAAAAAUAUGUUAUCUUUCAUUCUAUAUUCUAAUAUGUUUAUAUUUGUCAAGUUUUAAUGAAUUUUGAUGAUUAUGAUUCAUUGCCCUCUUUGUUUUACUUUUUCGUUCAUACGAUAGUCCAAUUCUUCUAAGAUUUUACUUGGAAUAGAUAACUUUUGCUUGCAUGACAAUCAGAUGUAAAUUGACCAAUUCAGAUCUUGUGUCGUGAUAGACUCUGAGGCUGCUCCAUUUACUGUUCGGAGUACUCCGGAUUUUCGGAACACUAAUUAAUCGAACCAAUAAUGGUCACAUGACUGUUCUGACGGUCAUUAGUGUUCCAAAAAUGCGGAGUACUCCGAACAGUAAAUGGAGCAGCCUCCCUGUUUAGCUGGCGGCGUACAAAGAAUUUAUUAUGCACGUGGUCUGAAAUGGUCAAUUUACAUUUAUUGUCAUGCAAGCGAACGUUGUCUCUUCAUAUCGUGCAUGUUUCAUGGAAUAAAUUAAAAUGUUCCAAUGAAUGGUUACUACUUUUUGAAAACAGUUAUGAUGAAAUUUUGAUAACGUGAAUGAAUGUAGGCUGCGAAAAAUGCAGCACAAGGUCCUCUGGUAGGAAUUGAACCUACGCAGCAUUCAAAUAUUAAGACCAAGUGAAGUGCAAGAAACCAGAUCAUUAAUACUAAAUAUACUUUCAUUCUGCAAGAAAAACAAAAAAAUUCUUUUGGAGUUGAUUGGGUAAGGAAAAUGCUAUGCCUCGAAAUAGUGCGUUCAUCAAUUUCAAGUUUAUUUUUGUAAGAAAUCUAAUGAGUUGAAGAACUGUUUCAUAUUUCUUUGACUUCGAUGCUCAUUUUGUUUGGUUCAUAGGUCACAUUUAUUCGGUAUCAAAAGGUCACUUUUAAGGAAUUCGUCUGAAAUCGAAACCGCUUUCCUUUGGUGAAAAUUCUGUAGUAAUCUUUUGAUAAGCAAUCUGCCUAGUACUCGCAAGUCUUCUGUUUCAAUCUUAUUUCAAAUCUGUGUUUUUCGUAAAUGAUUAUUACCUUGAAUUCUUCUAUUGGUAAUCGGUUCCGGUCACUAUAAUUUCGUUUUGGUGGAAGAUUUCUUCAUGAAUUAAUAUUUCUAUCAGUGACCGUUUGUGUUCAAAAUUGAUCUUUCAAACGAUUUCUACCGAUUUCAUUGGUAAUUUUGAAACUUCACUUUCUUUUGGUGGAAGAUUACAUCGGGGCAAUUUUUCGACCUGUUUAGUUUCAAAGAUGUACAAAAAUUCUGGUUGAGAAUUGCUCUGCAAUCUUUCAGAAACGAAUCCAUAUAAAUUCGUGCGUGGAACAUGUCCACGAAAUCUAAAUUGUUCGUAGAUCUAUAAGUCCAAAGCGUCGUCGUCGAUAUGUUUUCCACAAAAUCAAUUGUAUUUAUCCCCACGAACAAGUGACAUACUAAUUUGCGUUCGUUAUUUUUGGUAUAGUUCCUUCUAUUGGAGAAUGGUGAAGCUUGAAUGCAGUAUAAUUACAGCCUUGUAAGUACUAGGUAACGUGUUUUUGUAUUCCAGUGUUUUUGAAAAUAUUGUAUUGAAAUUUCUAAAUAAAUGUCUUUCAAACUUAUUGCGUACGUGUGUUUUUUGUUACUUUUAUUUUGCGUUUGUGUUUUCUUUGGUAGCACGGUGGGUAUUCACGACAGCGAAAACGAAAG
Paramuricea clavata is the source of this 5445-nucleotide messenger RNA. Lineage: Eukaryota; Metazoa; Cnidaria; Anthozoa; Malacalcyonacea; Plexauridae. The record is from the annotation of a GenBank genome assembly.